ACAGAAAAUGGUAAACUGCAUCAAUAGGUAAUUGUACAACAAGUAAACCGUUACCAUGGCGACUGUUAGAAAAACUUGUAUAGGCCUUCUUCGCCCUAGUCGUCUCGGCAGACUCCUCGCCACAUCAAAUGCUGCCGUGUCAUCAUACCACCCCAAACUACAGACUGUGUCAGGUGUGGGGUCUACGGAUGAUCUGAAGUGUGACACAGACUUGGUUGUACCCACAGUAGACCAUGUGCUUGACCAUAUCUUGGAGAAUCUACCAGCCAGUCCCAUCAAACAGCAGGUACCCCCAGAUGCAAUUCUUGCCACAAGGAAGUCAGGGGGAGUGAAUGUCCAAUGUAGGUUGUUCAGCACCACCUGUCAUGUGAGGCCAACUUUUUCCAGUAGUAUACAGGUGAGAAAUGCCUCCACGGUAUCAGGAGGUGGAUCCACAUACGACUACGUCAUCAUUGGUGCUGGCUCGGCUGGCUGUACUCUUACCAAUCGGCUGUCAACUGACCCUAACAACAAGGUGUGUGUUGUGGAGGCUGGUCCAAAAGACUACACCUGGAAGAUCCACAUGCCUGCUGCGCUCAUGUACAAUCUGUGUGAUGAUAAGUACAACUGGUACUACCAUACCGAACCAGAACCACACAUGAACAACCGUGUCAUGUACUGGCCACGAGGACGUGUCUGGGGAGGAUCGUCCUCACUCAAUGCCAUGGUGUACGUGCGUGGCAAUGCCGGUGAUUAUGACGGAUGGGAAAAGGCUGGAGCGAAAGGAUGGUCUUAUGCAGAUUGCUUGCCAUAUUUUAAAAAAUCACAAACCCACGAACUUGGAGAAAACGACUACAGAGGUGGUGAUGGUCCACUUCAUGUGUCGCGUGGGAGGAGCAACAACCCUCUGCAUCAGGCCUUUAUAGAGGCAGGUCAGCAGGCCGGCUUCCCUUUUACGGACGACAUGAACGGCUACCAACAGGAGGGCGUGGGGUGGAUGGACAUGACCAUUCACAAAGGUCGACGCUGGAGUGCUGCCAUGGCCAGCCUCAGGCCCGCACUAAAACGUGACAAUGUGACAGUGGAAUCUAACGCACUGUCUACCAGGAUUGUGUUUGAGAACAAGAGAGCUGUUGGUGUAGAGUAUGAACAGAAGGGUGUUAAAAAGAUUGUACGAGCAGAGAAGGAUGUGAUUCUGAGUGGAGGAUCAAUCAACUCUCCUCAGCUCCUCAUGUUGUCGGGUGUGGGCAAUGCAGAUGAACUUAAGGCGCUGGACAUCCCUGUGGUUCAACACUUGCCUGGUGUUGGGGAGAACCUCCAAGACCACCUUGAUGUUACUGUACAAGAAGCAUGCAAGCUUCCCAUCACCCUCUAUUCUGCUCAGUGGAAGUUCCCUCAUAAUAUGAUCCGCAUAGGGCUGCAGUGGUUCCUCACUCAGAAAGGUGAUGGAGCUACCACACAUUUUGAGAGUGGAGGGUUUGUUCCAAGUGAAGAGAACCUCGAGUACCCUGACAUCCAGUUCCAUUUUGUACCUGUAGCUACGAAUGAUCAUGGGCGCAAAACUGGGAAUGAACACGCUUACCAAAUCCACGCUGGACCUAUGCGUGCGACAAGUAGGGGCUAUAUCAAAUUGAAAUCCCGGAAUCCUAGAGACCACCCAAAGAUCGUAGCCAACUAUUUGUCCACAGAAUAUGAUGUGAGGACAAUGAGAGACUGUAUCAAAGUUGCUAGGGAAGUGUUCAAACAAAAGGCGUUUGAUUCUUUCCGUGCUGGUCGGGAACUAUCGCCUGGACCUGAAUGUCAAACAGAUGCCGAUAUCGAUGCCUUCAAUCGUGCUAACGCAGACACCGACUAUCACCCAUCAUGUACAUGUAAAAUGGGAUCGGAGAGUGACCCAAUGGCUGUGGUGGAUUCUCAAACUCGUGUUCUAGGUGUCGAUAACCUCAGAAUUGUUGAUGCCUCUAUCAUGCCAAAUAUCAUUACUGGGAAUCUUAAUGGCCCUACAAUCAUGCUGGCUGAGAAGGCUGCUGAUAUCAUCCUAGGCAACGAACCACUGCCUCCGUCUACGGCUCCUGUGUACAAAAACUAUGUACAGGACGGUAAAUGAGUCUAUUCGAUCUGCUGAUCCGAGAGACAAACAAACAACAGUAUCCGUGGAUGAACAUUAAGCCUAUUAAACGAAAAUGUUUCUGUGAUUUUCGGUGUGUUGGUGAUCCAUCAAUCAAACCAAUUCUAUAAUUCCUCAAAAACGGAUUAAAUGCAUUAACCAUGAAGUAAUGUACUAUGUGGCCUGUAUAUGUUGGGAUAAGGAAAUUCAAUAUCAUCAGAUGUUAUUCCAUACAGUUUGUAUGUUAAAUUUUAUUCAAUUAGGAUAUAAAUGCCUUUUCUGUCUUUUUGCUUUAAAUAACGUUUUACCUAUUUUAAAAGGUUAGAGUAUUCUCUUCAUAAAACAAAAUUAAUACUAAUCUAAUGGAGCUGCCUCUUUGUUAAGCAUUGAGAUUGUAAUAUGUAAUGUGUUAUAUUAUGUCCAUGUUUGUACCAUUGUGUAUGUUUCUGUUUUGGGAGAGGACUUAUAUAGGCUUUGCCUGCUGUCCAAUCCGAUUGUCCUUGUGUCAAUAAAAUGUUUUGAUAUGAAAUGAAACCAUGAAGUAACAUUGAAAAAUCGUUCUUGAAUAAUAAGUUGCUAAUUGGAAGAGUUACAAGGAAGUAUUGUUUAAUGUGAACAAUCCUUCCACUGUUCUACUACUUCUACUGGUGGCUAUAAUGAGAUAGGUAUGAUGAGGUAUAAUAUGUACCAAUGGGCA
Molecule: messenger RNA, 2783 nt
Organism: Pecten maximus
Lineage: Eukaryota; Metazoa; Mollusca; Bivalvia; Pectinida; Pectinidae
Product: choline dehydrogenase, mitochondrial-like
Exons: 2
Coding region: 56-2086 (676 amino acids)
Cellular component (GO): mitochondrial inner membrane
Molecular function (GO): flavin adenine dinucleotide binding; choline dehydrogenase activity
Source: RefSeq, a predicted model, not a curated record